AUUUUUAUUAUUUCAAAACAGUGACUCACGUACAAAACACUAUUCUAGCAGAAGUGCAGAAAAUAUCAAAAUUUCAUCUUCACAGAGCGGAAAUCCAUGCCUCCAGUGCGUGCAUCGACAAGUACAAGGGGCAGACAUUCGAACGAAAGUGAAAUUCCACCCUAGAAAGGCUGGAGUUUAUUGAAAAUCCCGAAAUUCCUACAUGGUUGCUGCUGCAAAGCGUCUUCUAGCUACACAUUCCACUACGACGCAAACAGCGCAAGAAAAUGGAUCAGCGGGAUCGCCACCAGAUCCAGCACAACAUGGAUCAAUUGAUUCAGCACACCAAUUAUGGGGUCCUGAUGGCAGAGUGCGUUGGUCGGCAAAUGAUGUCCGAAGUGAUGAAAGCAAUUAUUGAGGAUCGCUAUCCAGAUGAGGCUUCGCGCCACAAGAAGCUGUUUGAAAAGAUUACCAAACGAGGACCGCAUGCGUUCGACAUUUUGGUGUCCAUAUGCCAGCGCAACUUUCCAACUGCCUAUAAAUUGCUCAAAAAUGGAAAUGUAUCUACCGUGGGUAGCUCGUCUCGAAAUCCCAGUCAGUUCGAAUUCAAUUCGACCUAUCACCCUAACCGGGUGCGCUCGAUCAGUGCCGGAGAUUACAGUGGUUCGGAAUUAUUGCGCCAAAGAUUGGCCAACUUGUCGAUCGGCUCGCCAUCGUACUCUGAGGAAGACGACGCUAAGAACAAUAACGAUACGGUGGAGGAAACCACGGAUAAGGGCGGUAUGCGACGACUGCAAGAGUUCGGCGAAAAGGUAAGAAGCCUUUAUAAGGUUGAGCUUUCGGCCCGACCUCAAAGCCACCGGAUUCUGGAGGCGUACGAGAUGAGGCGACGCAAUCGGGGGGUGGUCUUCAUCGUGAACGUUAUCACCUACAUCAAUGAGACGCACCCAACGCGGAAUGGUGCCGAAGCGGACAAGGACAACCUGGUGUCGCUGUUCCAGCAGCUGGGAUUUACCGUGUUCUACUAUGAGGAUCUGACCAGUGACGAAUUCAACAACCUGAUCAAAGAACUGAAGCAGUCCAGUUACCUAUCGACGGAAUGUUUCGUGUUCUACAUUCUAGCUCACGGCAACCACACCAAGGGACGCGAUAAGAUCUAUCUUAACGAUAAUUCCGUCCUAUACGUCGAAGACGUACUGGCCCUGUUCAACAAUGCCAAUUGCCCAAAGCUGAUACGGAGACCGAAGUUGUUCUUUUUCUCCAUCUGUCGCGGUGACAAUCCGGAUUACGGAACCCUACGCCUUGCGGAGCACACCGAACGCGACGGGAUGAUUAACUUGAAGAAGGAUCCCCCGACCAACAUGCCAACGUACGCGGACAUGUUGAUAUGCUUCUCGACGGUACCCGGAUACGCGGCCCACCGUGACAAGCAGUACGGUUCGUGGUUUGUGGAGAGUAUGUGCAAGGUGUGGGCCCAGCAUGCGCACGAUACGGAUGUCGAGCAGCUGAUGAAGCUGGUGGGCAAAGAUUCCAGCACAUAUCGGACUGAGCAUCAUAACGCCCUGCAAACGCUCGGGAGCGAACAGAGAGGGUUCUUCAACGUGCUAUACCUCAAUCCGGGGUACUAUGAGGACUAAGAAGGAAUACGAAGACGAAUAGACCAGUCGGGGCGCAAUUUAAGGGAUAAGCUAAACGUCAUAAGUUUCAUAUUGUCAAAACUAACAAAGGCCUUUCGUUCAUCAAAAUUAUGCAUGUUUUUGUAGAUUUUAUUUUAAUUUUUACCAAUAAAGUUUAUGCGGUUAAA
Molecule: messenger RNA, 1783 nt
Organism: Aedes aegypti (yellow fever mosquito)
Lineage: Eukaryota; Metazoa; Arthropoda; Insecta; Diptera; Culicidae
Gene: Dronc
Product: caspase Dronc
Exons: 4
Coding region: 267-1616 (449 amino acids)
Biological process (GO): proteolysis
Molecular function (GO): cysteine-type endopeptidase activity
Source: RefSeq, a predicted model, not a curated record